Pelmatolapia mariae (spotted tilapia) is the source of this 1935-nucleotide messenger RNA. Its product is annotated as zinc finger and BTB domain-containing protein 26-like. Gene Ontology annotation, molecular function: RNA polymerase II cis-regulatory region sequence-specific DNA binding; DNA-binding transcription factor activity, RNA polymerase II-specific; protein binding. Gene Ontology annotation, biological process: regulation of transcription by RNA polymerase II. The coding region runs from base 601 to 1935 and encodes 444 amino acids. The transcript has 2 exons. The record is from RefSeq and is a predicted model, not a curated record. Lineage: Eukaryota; Metazoa; Chordata; Actinopteri; Cichliformes; Cichlidae.
CUAAAAGCACUGAAGGGGUUAAUUACUUCAUGCCCUCUUGCACGCAGGCACCCACACACACACUGCUGCCACGAGCCUCCUCAGCAAAGAGCCACUGCAAGUCAGGAUGCCUGUUUCUCCACCGAAAUAAAUCCUUCCGCAUCUGCAGAGCGUUAAUUAAACCUAAGGAACGCCAGAACCCGUAAGGAGAUCAGGUGAAUAGAGAGGCCAGUGUUUCCUCAAUGUUAUUUGGGGUUCCCAUCCAAGCAAAGGAACCGUUUGCUUGGAUGGGACCGUUUGCUUCCUCACCCAGGAACCGUUACCACGGCAUGAGGCUGCAGUACAAGGUGGGGCUGGAUCGCUAGAUAUUGAUUUGACUGAUUAUGACACGUUUGAAUUUGCCAGUAAAUCAUGUUAUUUAGGGCGAAUGUUAUGCUAUCUCCAACAAUGCCAAAACUUUUACAGUGUUUAAAUUUCACACGUGCUGUAUACUCACUCCUACGCAGGGCCCAAAACCUAUUUGAAAAAUGAAAAUGAAAACAUGGUUGUUAUCCACAUUUUGAAGCCUUCUUAUAAACAUGAAAAAUUAAGGUAAUCUAUGCAGCUCACACUUGCAUCCAUAUGAUAACAGAACUAUGCUCUUAUUAUAGGCAGACCAUCAUGCCAGGCUGCUCUGAGACUCUGCAGUUUAGUUUGCCCAACCACGGGGACUCCAUCCUCAGCAAAAUGAAUGAUCUGAGAGAAGAACAUCGCUUUUGUGACAUCACGCUCAUCUUGGGCAGGCCACAGGACUCUACUGUCCAUCCUCUCCAGUUCCAAGGUCACAGAGUGGUGCUUGCAGCAUCCUCAGACUUCCUGCGUGAUCAGUUCCUGCUUCACAAAGGCCGAUCAGAGCUGAGUGUGGCUGUUGUUUCCAACGUGAAGGUUGCCAAGACACUACUCCUGUCCUGCUACACAGGGUUCCUAGAGGUCCCUCAGAGAGAACUGGUGAGCUACUUGACUGCAGCCAGUGUACUCCAGAUGAGCCAGGUGGUGGAGAAGUGUGUCCAAGCUAUUUCACAGUACCUCAGUCCCACCACGCCUUUCUCGAAUCUGACUAGACUGUCAGAGGAGAAGGAAACCCAGCAGCUCAGCAGCAGGUGGCUUGGUUCCAGCUUUGAUAAUCAGAAGGAAAGGGAUGCAGCCCUGCCCGACGCUAUCAUCCACAAAACAAAUAGCAAGGAAGUUGGAACAGUCGUGGUAAACCCCAGGUUGACAGCCGGCCAAGAAGCCAAGGUGGAUACUAUAGGACUGAGAGAGCUCAGAGAAGCUAAAAUCGACUUAUCUCAAGAUGCAGCAUGUUGUCUUGACAUGCUGAGGUCGGGCAAAGGAGGAGAUGCUCUGCCAUGUUACACAAGCAACCCAUUAUCUCAUGUUCCUCACACUGCAGGUAAUCCGCACCCUUCUGCAGUUUUACAUGACCUAAUUUCCUCCACAGCCACCAUGAUCAGUUCUGCAGCUGACACAGAACUGGUAAAUAGUUCCAAAAACCAACACGAACAAGAUGUUAAAGAUUCACCAGAAGAAGAAAAGAAGUACAUGCCACAGGCAAAUCAACUGCAACAAAGUGGAAAGCUAAGGAACUCUAGUCACUUUUGCCACCCUAAAACACCUCUGUCCAAGAUUCAUUUUACUGCAGAUAACUCGGAUACAGUAGUGUUCCAAAAGCCAUACCUAUGCAGAAAGUGUGACAAAGUCUUUCAGCACUUUGAGAGCUAUGUGGGCCACCUGAAGGAACACAGACAGUAUUUCUGUUUGGUCUGUGGAAAAGUCUUUUCUCAGAAGAAUAAUCUGACUCACAUAGGUAUCCACACUGGUUUUAAGCCUUUCAGAUGCCCUCUGUGCCACAUGACAUUUACCCAGAAGGCCAUGCUGCAACACCACUUCAAUCUCCAUACAUGGGAGAAAGCCCCUUGA